CUUUGGCGCGGUCCUCCCGCGGAGGCGGGCGGACCUGGUUUGUCCGGAGGGAGGUUCCGCCUCGUAGUCCUGGGCCAUGGCGCUGCCGGCGGCCCUGUGGAUCGGGGACCAGCUCAUCCUGGAGGAGGACUACGACGAGAGCUACGUCCCGAGCGAGAGAGGUCCGUCACCCGGCCGGCCGAGGGCUCCCGGGCUCCCCCGAGGCCGCCUCCCUGCCCGCCUUCUUGCAGAGAUCGCGGAGUUGGCUCGCAUGAUCGGCAUCGACGCGGAGAAGGAGCCGGAGCUGCUGUGGCUGCCCCGGGAGGGCAUCGUGGCGCCGCUGCCCGCCCGCCGAGUGGAAGCCCUGUCUCCAGACCCUACAGCUCCCCUGGAGGGUCUUGCUACAUUUCAUGGCAUUGUAGGUGCUGCAUCCAGCAUACUCCAAGACGCACUCAGCCCUGAGGGGAGAAGCUCGGUGGAAGGGAGAGACUUGGCUCAGCCUGACAGCUCCAGGAAGAAUUCGCGUGAAUUAGUGGAUGAAGCAGUAGCAGCAGCAUCACCCUUGAACCCACUGAUGCCUGUUGGGGCAGAAGAGGAAGAAGCUGUCAGUGAGAGCCUAGGAAGAGCAGCCCAGCUUUUCAGGAACCUCCACAUGGACGUCAGUGCCAGCCUUGGUGCCAGCCUUGACAAUGAGGUUUCUGAAGGCAGCAGUCACAUGAAAGAGCUGCAUCUUUCUGACCCCUUGGACCAUCAGCCACAGGACGUUGUGAGUCCCAUUUUGGAGAAUGCCCUGGAUGUGGCUGAAUUACCUCCAGUCCAAGUUUGCAGCAAGCAGAGCCUCUGUGGAAAGCACUUGGAAGGAGGAGUGACAGAAAUGCUGAGUCUGAAGUCAAACAAAUGGAGGCUUGGAAGGAACACGCUGAGGAUUCCCCAGACAAAGUGGAUCAGAGAUCUCUUGGACAAUGACAGGCUUUGUCUGUGCAACAAGGAAAUAAAGCUUCAGUUCAGAGUUUGCAGGAACAGCUGCAGCAAGAGAAGGAGGAAGAGGCAGUGCUCCAGAGGCUGCAUCAGCAGGAGGGUGCCCUCCAGCGAGUUCCAGCCCCCUGCGCCCUUGCCCUUGCCCUGCCUUCCCAGGUGGCAGUGCUUAGGUGGGCUCCAUCAGUCAGGUGGCUCGAAGGAGAGUGGGGGAGGAGUGGGUUGCCUCUGUUGGUACAUUGAGCUUCAGCUUCAAAGCAAAAAAAAAAAAAAAAAAAAAAAAAAAAUGUCCGAAACUCCUGGGAAUGGCUGAAUUCUGAACUCAGGGGUUGGGUUGAAUUCUGUUCCCUUGUGCUCUUUUCAUACUGAUAGCUUGACAUCUGGGGCUUACUGUAGAACCCUCUUCUUUUUACCUACAAAGAGGUGCUGGACCACUAAAUGUGGCUUUGCUCCAAGACAUCCACUUAGUCGUAGGGUUGCCUAUUCUGAGGUGGUGUCAGGAUCUCUGACACUCACCCAGUGUGGCAUGAGGUCUCCGGCGUAUUUGUUUUUUGCUUUGAAGCUGAAGCUUAGUGUAUUAAUAGAGGCAACCCUCUCAUCUCCCACUGGGGCAGGGUCCCAGAAACAACAACUCUUAGCUGACUGUGGAAGUCAGCUAAGCUUUGUGUCCCCUUCCAAAGGCUGUUCAGUGACUCUUCUCCGAGCCACCUCACCGACAGAGCUCACCUGAGGGCAGGGCACACGGACAGAUGUAAUAUCCUUGAAAUUGUUAAACGACUGUGAGCUACUUGUGUGUGUGUAUAUGAUUUCAGCAUAAGCUUUCAGCUGCCUAUGGUGCGUCCGUAGUGUGUAUAUAUGGGGUGUGUGUGUGUGUGUGUAUACAUAUAUAUAUAUAUAUAUAUAUAUAUAUAUAUAGGAAUGAUGAAACAGAGACCUUAAGG
Messenger RNA from Sceloporus undulatus (fence lizard), 1895 nucleotides. RefSeq lists its product as uncharacterized. The coding region runs from base 77 to 1267 and encodes 396 amino acids. NCBI's taxonomy places the organism in Eukaryota, Metazoa, Chordata, Lepidosauria, Squamata, Phrynosomatidae. The record is from RefSeq and is a predicted model, not a curated record. The transcript has 7 exons.